Molecule: messenger RNA, 2173 nt
Organism: Suillus subalutaceus
Lineage: Eukaryota; Fungi; Basidiomycota; Agaricomycetes; Boletales; Suillaceae
Exons: 5
Coding region: 97-1914 (605 amino acids)
Biological process (GO): protein polyubiquitination; positive regulation of proteasomal ubiquitin-dependent protein catabolic process; ubiquitin-dependent protein catabolic process
Cellular component (GO): cytoplasm; ubiquitin ligase complex
Molecular function (GO): ubiquitin protein ligase activity; ubiquitin conjugating enzyme binding; zinc ion binding
Source: RefSeq, a predicted model, not a curated record
UCUUGUACGACGUGUGGGUCAUUAGAAAAUAAGCGCCAAUCUUUGUUACGCCCACAAAGGGCACGUGUUGAUACCGCUCAUCCAGAAGUUGUUUGAAUGUCGUAUGCUCUCACGCUUGCGCUCGACUCUUUCUCUCUUGCCACCAUGAAGAUCGCUGGUCCCUCACGACCACGUCCGGUCCCUGAUCCAAGAGAUAGAGACAACUAUGAGGAGGAUCUUGCCCGUAUGAUCGCCCAGCUGGAGCUUUCUGAUGUGGAGAGAUUGCAGGCUUUAUAUGAUACCAGAAUGCAUCGAGGAGAGACACUCACUGAUCGUGAAGUUGCUUUCUCAUUGUUGAUGCAGAAUGCUCGAGAACUUGCGGAGUUCAAUGCUGAUCGGGAACUUGCCCAGCGACUUGCUGUUGAAGAACCUGAUCCUAUGCCUAGGCCGGCAACAGUAGCACAGCAAGCUGUGGCGCCCCAACCCACCGUGAGAAACACGACAGCACAAACGCAAACAUGGGGCCAGUGGUUUGCUUCCUUGUUUUCGGCGCCCGAAUCGGGUGGUCGAACCCCCCCACUCCGGGCAAAUCCAGGUCGAGUGCCCACCACUGUAGCUAGGCCAGCUCCCCCUCCUCCCCGCCCUCGGGCUACUGGCCAUGACUGUGUGAUCUGUCAGGAUCCCAUCUUCGGAGCAGAAGUUCGGGCACCAUGUGGCCAUUUUUAUGAUAUCGACUGCAUCACCAACCUAUUCCAAUCAGCCACCCGCGACGAGAGCCUGUAUCCUCCUCGAUGUUGUCGCCAGAACAUUCCACUCCCACAAGUUCGGUCUCACCUGACACAGGAAGUCCUCGCUGAGUUUACCCUCAAAGCUCAAGAAUUUGGGACCAUGAAGCGCGUUUAUUGUGUUGCACCAGCGUGCAGCCGUUUCCUCGGGCCAUUAUAUGAGGGGUUUUUCACCAAGGUCUUUACAUGCCCGUCCCCCACGUGUACUACGACGACGUGUGGAAAAUGUCGUGGUAGAUACGAAGGGUACACCCACAGCUGCACUACCGAUGCAGAGACUGAGCAAGUACUCACACUCAGCCAAGCCUCAGGGUGGGCACGUUGUCCAGGCUGUGCUCAGAUGAUCGAGCUUAACAUGGGGUGUUUCCACAUGACCUGCCGAUGCAAGACAGAGUUCUGCUAUCUGUGCAAAGCACUCUGGAAGAGCUGCAGGUGCCCGCAGUGGGACGAGGCUAGGCUGCUUGCUGCUGCAGAGCGUCGCGUGGAUGCUCAGCUACCGCCCGCACGUCGUGCCCAGCCUGCUAAUCCUCCCCAACAGGCACCUGCAGCGCGCCAACCAGUGCCAGCUGCUGGCGCUGCUAGAAACCAGCCUAUUAAUCUACCCAGACCGGCACCUGCGGCAGCGCCCAGACCAGCGCCAAUUGUAUUUGGCAAUAUUCGCCCUGCAGACCCUCCUCAACAGGUUCCUGUGGCAGCGCCCAGACCAGCGCCAGUUGUCAAUAUCUGGGCUACGGCUCGUCAUGCUGAGGUACCUGCCCCAGCUCCUCCUCCUGUUCUACCCCAUACCACGACUCUCCGUCGUGAGGCACUAGCACCAGCACCUCUUCCAGAACCCCCUUCCCAGACUCGCAGGACUCGCCGUGCCGAGGCGAAUGCUCGCGUUUCAGCAUGGUUCACAGACGUACCACAGCCACAGCCCGCAUCAACUACCGUAACGUCGGGCUUGGAUAGGAACGCUGUCAGACAGCGUAUGAUCAGGGAGACCAUGGAGCGUCUCAGAGUGGACCACGACUGUGACCACACAAGCUGGAAAUACCGGAGCGGUGGCGGACGUUGUGAGAGCUGCGAAAUGCAUCUCCCACUGUACCUCUUCCGUUGUGCAGGGUGUCAAAUGCACGCUUGUAACAGGUGUCGUCGAAACCGUCUGUGAAAAUGACCGAAUCCAAAUUCUCGAUGCUUUGCUGAUAACUCGCAAGUGGAUUUCUUGUAAAUGAUACUUCGAUCCUGGACCAGCUCGCUCUCAGGCACUACAAUGCGUCGUAUACUUAGACUAUAGGUACGACUGUUUUCUUUAGUUUGUGGUCUAAGGGAGAUCCAUGUACAAUCACAUAUUGGCUGGUAGCCAAAUUUAAUUAUCAGUGGUGGGUCGUCUUGGACCCUGAUUAAAAACAUAUCAGGAGUGGCGGAGC